GGCUCGGCUGCGAGCCCCCAGCCUUCGUGCUUCCGGCAGUGCCGCGCCGAGCCCACCGGGCCGGCGCCAGGCUUCUGUGCGCCGUAGGGUCCCGCCGGCAGCGGCGCAUAAGGCUAGGGCUUUCCGACUUCAGCUACAGUGCUAGCUAAGUCGGGGAAGGCAACACGGAGAGAAGCCGCGCGUCCCCCCUUUUUUCCUCCCGGUGUUGCCCAGCGGCGGAGCGGGCCGGCAUGGCGCGAGAAGCCGGGCCGAAGGGACAGCGACAGCGGCGCUGCGGAGCCUUGGUUGGCUAUUUCACGUCUGCGAAGUUUCUGCUUUACCUUGGACAUGCGUUGUCCACUUGGGGAGAUCGUAUGUGGCAUUUUGCUGUGUCUGUGUUCCUGGUUGAACUUUAUGGAAACAGCUUGCUCCUGACUGCAGUCUAUGGACUGGUUGUGGCGGGAUCAGUUCUUCUUCUGGGAGCCAUUAUUGGAGACUGGGUGGACAAGAACUCGAGGCUCAAAGUGGCCCAGACAUCCUUGGUUGUUCAGAAUGCAUCUGUCAUCCUAUGUGGCAUUAUCCUGAUGAUUAUCUUCUUGUUUAAGACACAGCUUUUGACCUUAUACCAUGGAUGGCUUCUCACGAUGUGCUAUAUCCUGGUUAUCACGAUAGCAAACAUUGCUAAUUUGGCCAGCACUGCCACAGCGAUCACAAUUCAGAGGGACUGGAUUGUUGUGGUUGCAGGGGAAGACAGAAGCAAACUGGCAGAUAUGAAUGCCACAAUACGAAGAAUUGAUCAGUUGACCAAUAUCUUGGCCCCAAUGGCAGUUGGUCAGAUAAUGACAUUUGGCUCCCCAAUGAUUGGUUGUGGAUUCAUUUCUGGCUGGAACCUGAUGUCGAUGUGCGUGGAAUACCUGCUACUCUGGAAGGUUUAUCAGAAAACUCCUUCUCUGGCUCUCAAGUGUUCCAAAGUUGAAGAAUCAGAACUGAAGCAACUGAAUGUAAAGAAAGAGAAUGAUGUGAAACCUGCUGAAGGAGUGCAGUUAAUUGUUGAGAAAGAUGUAAAUGGCUUUGAGCCCCAGCGGGAGAAGGAAGUUGGCUGCACUGCCCGAAUUGCUGAACCUUUCAUCACAUUUCGUGAUGGAUGGGUUGCAUACUAUAACCAGCCUGUGUUUCUUGCAGGCAUGGGUCUUGCAUUUCUGUAUAUGACAGUUCUGGGCUUUGAUUGCAUUACUACAGGCUAUGCAUACACUCAGGGUUUGAGUGGUUCUGUGCUAAGCCUCCUGAUGGGUGCCUCUGCAAUCACUGGAAUAAUGGGAACAGUAGCUUUCACCUGGCUUCGUCGCAAAUGCGGUCUGAUCCGCACAGGCCUUAUUUCUGGAGUUGCUCAGUUUUCCUGUCUGGUCUUAUGUGCCGUCUCUGUAUUCAUGCCUGGGAGCCCUCUGGAUUUGACUGUUUCCCCAUUUGCUGACAUCAGUGCCAGGCUGUUUGAAAAUGAGCCAUUACCUACUAUUGCAUCUCCAGGAGGUGAGCCUGGAGUGGCUUUUGCAACUGGAAUGCCCGACUUGUUCAACGGGUCUGCUGCUCCUGCUAAUGCUGACCCAGAGAUGAGUCCUCAGCCUGUGCCUUUAAUCUCUGUUAGUCUCCUCUUUGCAGGAGUCAUUGCUGCUAGAGUUGGCCUUUGGUCCUUUGACUUGACUGUCACACAGUUGCUCCAAGAAAAUGUGGCAGAAUCUGAAAGAGGCAUCAUAAACGGUGUCCAAAACUCCAUGAAUUACCUUCUUGAUCUGCUGCACUUCAUCAUGGUCAUCUUGGCCCCCAAUCCGGAAGCUUUUGGUUUAUUGGUGCUUAUUUCUGUAUCUUUUGUUGCAAUGGGCCACAUAAUGUACUUCAGAUUUGCUCAGAAAAGCUUGGGAAAACAGCUUUUUGCUUGUUGCACUCCUGAUCCCGAAGCAGUUUCUGAUAGUUCGAUGCCUGGUAAUACCUCUACUGUGUGAAAGGAUCCACUUCCCUUACUAACAUCCUACAUUAAUAUCAUGGUUAAGCACAAAUUGCCUUUUGUGACCGUGCCUAGGGUGUUUCUCUACAGUUGAAUGCAUAACUUAAACAUGUCAUGAAGCCUUCUGAAGGGAACUCACUGGUAUUAAAGGGGCCCACAACAAGCCUUUCCAUUUUUGGCCAGGGACAACUCCAUUGAAUCUUGACUACUGGUAUUUCAAAGGAAAAGCUAGUAGUCCUGCCUAGUAUUUGAUUAUGAGGUCAUGUUGGUUCUGUCCUUCUGCACUGCCCCCCCAUGAUGCCAUUUAGCAGUGAAACAUAGAUACUUGUCCACAAAUUCCAAACAGUUACUUGGCUCGUUGAGCGAAAAAGACUUUUUAGUUGCUUUAGUAAAGUUUGAUGUACCAUGUUUGGUUUUCUGUUUUCCCUUUCCAUAAACAUGUCCUGUUCCAUUUAUUGCCCCCCUUCCUUCUCAAAAGGCUUCAAGUGUCCUUUUUGGUUUCCUGAAGAGAACUAUUUGUUCUGAUGUUUCCUGGAUGAGGUGUCUAGUAUUGUAUUUGUUCUGGUUUAACUUUACAGAAACACCUGUAUAGGUUUUUUUUUUUUUGCAUGUUUUCUCACAGAGUAACUAUAGGUACAAGAUAUUAUAUUACAGUGUUGCACUUCAUAAAGUAGAACAUAACCUCAUUUUAGAAAAGCUACUAAUAUACUGUAACAUUAUUAAGCAUGGCUCUUUUUUUAUGUUGUAAAUGACAGGUCUGCUCGGGUUUGAUGUAGCAGAGAGUACUAAGGUCAGGAGUGCUGGUACAGAAAAGCUCAAGUCUAGGCUAAUUUAGCCUUUGCUUCAGAGUAUGAGCAGCUUUAGUUUAUUUUAAAUGCUUUUGUGUUCGGAAACCUAUUCAAGUGUUAAGUAUCGGAAAAUAACAUGUGUUCCAGGCAAAAGAAAUGAAGUGGAUUACUUGCAUUAAUCUGUUUUACAUUUAUGUGAGGUUUGACUUGUUUAGAACGAACGAUGAGAUGAUGGAUUGUGUGGCCCUCUGAAGCAGCUUAAGAGAAACAGAGAAACAUUUAUCACUCUGAUUUAUAAGUUCUUGUGUUAGUUGACCUUACGCGUGUACUAACACGAUGCUUUUAGAGUCACUGGCCAUUUGUGCACUUUUGUGAAUACUAACUAAGCACUUUUUCAGUACAGUUGAACCUUCUAGUGUUCUGAGUUUACCUUUGGUAAGACAGUAUGACUUAGAAAUAUAGAUCUUUAUGAAAUGUUCCUUGGCAAAGUUUUAAGCAAUAUACAAAACCAUGAAGGAUAUUAUUCAUGUGUUGCUGAAGUAUCUUGUAAGUGGCAUCACUUCUAAGGUCUUUAAUUUUAGCUUCCGUCCUUAGCAGUCAUCUAAGUUGUCGUAUCCUGAACCCUGGAAUGUAAGCCUGUGAACUCUUAGCAUUCAAGGCAUUACAUCGGGUUGUAUGUUCGCCAUCUAAAACCUUGUAACAUUACCUAAAUAGAACGUAGAAAACCUCUAGUGGCUUUUGUCUCACCGUAUUCUGUAAGGGGAAUGAAAAUGAAGGAAUGGGCAUCCGAUGUACAACCCACUUGCAGCCCUCAGAGUUCUAGAACUGUUGUUGAGUAGUAAUUUUUCUCUUCAAAUGGACCAAAACCAAUCGUUACUGAAAGGUUCUCAGGGAUAUUUUCCACUAGAUUUAUAAUUGUUUAUAUUUUGACCAAGCUUUAGGGUUUUCUUUCAAUGUAAUAAAGGUAAAAUGUGUAAAUUAGAAGAGCUUUAAAAUUUGUGACUUGAUCCUGUGUUUAUUCUUGAGGUAAAAGGGAACUUGGCUGUCAGCAGAGCUAGAGCCAGAAGUAAAAUAAAACCAGCUUAUCUAGCUUUGUAGAAUACAGAUGCCUAGAGAGUUGACUUUACAGUGUGUGGAAGAAGAGCAGGGUUGAACCGGUAAGGAAUUGUCUGUAAAUGUCUGAUUUUCCAAAUAUAUCGUCUUGUUUAUGUAAUAUAAAUUUGGAUCAGUUUUUAAUAUUGCUUGAUAUAAACAAAGGUAGCUUGGGUGUCUCUAUGCUGUACUUGAGGAAAAUCUAAAUGCCAGCGUAUCUAUGGACUUGCUGUCCUGCCGGGAAACUGAGGUAGAAAUGCAGUUCCUUGGGGGCUGCCCUCCAGGAAUACACAGGGAAGUAGACUCGGGAGCUUCUUAGCUCUUCUCAAAGUGGUGGUGUUGUUUUUAAGAUCACCGUAGCCUUAUUUCAGUAGAAUAGUGGUUUAUUUCACAAAUUGUCCCACUAGGUAUUGCAGCCUGGAUCUCAGACCUAAAAAGUAGUAUUGGGAGAGGGGGCUGGUCCUUCAUAUUUUGUAUACAUACUGUUCCUAGGAUUUGUAUUGGUAAAUGAUUGGCAGGCGAGACAAUCCUGAAAUGCAGAAUAGCAACAUGGAUGCUAGUUUUUGUGAGGAAGAAUGAGGUCUAAUUUGGAGAUGUAGUAUGUUUUGGACCGAAUCGGGUAUGAGAUGUUUGAAAACCAAAUGCUGCUGGAGCACAACUAUGUGUAUGUCUUUAAAAUGUACACAGACACCUGUACUGAUGAGUGCUUGGAAGCAAUGUGGAGCCUCAAGUCUUACUUAGCAAGAGUUUCAUUAAGUAAGCGUUUUUGGCCUCGUAUUUAUUUAUUUUUUUAAAAUAUGUCCAAUUUGGAUGAAAACUGCCCUUAAAAUGUACACACUAGAAAUCAAUGUUUCCCAAAUAGCCUAUUUUGUUAUACAACCUUAUGCUGGACAUAGUAUUGAUUUAUGUAUUAAUCUUGUUAAAGCUAAUGAAUAAAUUUGCCUUAAAAAUGUU
Molecule: messenger RNA, 4812 nt
Organism: Coturnix japonica (Japanese quail)
Lineage: Eukaryota; Metazoa; Chordata; Aves; Galliformes; Phasianidae
Gene: SLC40A1
Product: solute carrier family 40 member 1
Biological process (GO): iron ion transmembrane transport
Cellular component (GO): basolateral plasma membrane
Molecular function (GO): iron ion transmembrane transporter activity; peptide hormone binding
Source: RefSeq, a predicted model, not a curated record